AUGAACCACCCCCUCUGGCGUCCCCUCCGCCAUCUCCACGCUUUCAGACGCCACAUCUCCUCCUCCCGCCCCUUCAUCCCCGGCGACCAUGUCCUCCUCCGCGAAGUCCCACCCCGCAACACCUCCCCCAUCUUCACCCGUCCACUGAAACCUGGCCGACGCAUCGAAACGCACCGCGGCCUCAUCCUUCACGACGAUAUCAUUGGCAAGUACCCGCGCGAGCUCGUCAGUUCGCAACUUUCACGACGGCGGAGUCAAGAUGGCAAAGAACCGCGAGGCACGAAUUACAGGAUCCAUGAGGUCAAGCUGGAGGAAUAUGUAAGACUCAGUAGACGCCUGGUUACGCCUAUCUACCCCGCCGACGCCGCUCUGAUUGUCGAGUUACUCGACCUACAUCCCGGCGCCCUACACCAACAACACCUCCAACCUUCCGAAGACUCAGAGUCAGAGCAUGUCCCCCCCAAACUCGAGAUCCUAGAAGCGGGCACCGGCCACGGCGCCCUAACCCUCUACCUCGCCCGCGCCCUCCACGCCGCCAACGCCCACCUUCCCCCACCCCCCUCCGACCCCACAGCACUCGCAACCUGGAAGGGCACCCGCCCCGCCAUCCUCCACACCCUCGACAUCUCCGCCCGCUACUCCGCCCACGCCCAAGCCACCAUUACCACCUUCCGACACGGCCUCUACACCCCCACCAUCGACUUCCACGUCUCCUCCCCCUCCCCCUGGAUCCGCGCCGCUCUAGCAUCGCCAGAACGCGGGGGGAAAUCUUUCCUCUCGCACGUAAUACUGGAUUUGCCGAACGCGGACGCACAGCUCGCGGAUGUUGUGAAGGGAGUGAGGGAUGAUGGGACGGUGGUGGUGUUUAACCCGAGCGUGACGCAGAUAUUGGACUGUCUUGAGCGGGUGAAGCAGGAGGGUUUGGCGCUGGAGUUGGAGAAGGUGGUGGAGUUGGGGGCGGGUGGGGGGAGUGGGGGGAGGGAGUGGGAUUGUCGGUUUGUGAAGCCGAGGGCUGGGAGGGGCUCGGAGGCGGACGUUGGUGGUGAGAAGGUUAUGGAGGAGAGCGGGAGUGGAAGUGAAGGGGAUGUUAGUGGGGAGGAGACGGGAGAUGGGGUUGAUGCUGAGGGCGAAAAGGAGGUCCGAGAGCCGCAAGCUAAACCAACCUCCGAGCGAAGCGGGCAGAAAGAAUGGGCGAUGGUCUGUCGCCCUAAAGUCGGCGAGCGCAUCGUCGGGGGCGGAUUCGUGGGCGUCUUCAGAAAGCUACGAGAGGCAUCGAAGGAUCAAUCCGCCGGUGAUAUGUAG
Saxophila tyrrhenica is the source of this 1302-nucleotide messenger RNA. RefSeq lists its product as uncharacterized. Gene Ontology annotation, biological process: mitochondrial tRNA methylation. Bases 1 to 1302 code for a protein of 433 amino acids. Gene Ontology annotation, cellular component: mitochondrion; tRNA (m1A) methyltransferase complex. The transcript has a single exon. NCBI's taxonomy places the organism in Eukaryota, Fungi, Ascomycota, Dothideomycetes, Mycosphaerellales, Extremaceae. Gene Ontology annotation, molecular function: tRNA (adenine(58)-N1)-methyltransferase activity. The record is from RefSeq and is a predicted model, not a curated record.